Molecule: messenger RNA, 1542 nt
Organism: Diorhabda sublineata
Lineage: Eukaryota; Metazoa; Arthropoda; Insecta; Coleoptera; Chrysomelidae
Gene: AstCC
Exons: 3
Coding region: 1-384 (127 amino acids)
Source: RefSeq, a predicted model, not a curated record
AUGAGAGGUUUGAUAUUUUACAUGUUGCUUCUGGUUGCGACUGAAGGACUUCCUAUAGGCAGACCGCCAUUAUUGGAAGAUUAUCCCGAUUACCAGUUAGGCGUGAGAUAUGAUGAAUAUCCACUGAUUGUCCCGAAGAAACGAACAGCUAUAUUGAUGAAUAGACUAAUGGUUGCUUUGAAAGAGGCAUUGGAAAAUGAAGGACGAAAGGAUACAUUGAGAAAUGGUAACAAUUUAGAUGAAUUUUUCUCAAAAACUAGCAUGAAUUAUCCAAUGGGUGAAGAGGACAUUCGAUCGAUGGACCGUCGGGGACAUGGUAAUAUGAGUACCCAAAAAGCAAGAAGUUAUUGGAGAUGUUAUUUUAACGCGGUUACAUGUUUCUAAUAUUUCAGUACUACAAAAAUCUUUGGCUAUUUUUAUUGGCUUGUCAUUUAUCAUUGUGGUUAUAUCUUGAAAUAAUAAAUGAAAUGGAACUUUUUGGUACAAAAGUAAAUUGUUUGGAAAUUUUUUUAUAGCAACUAAAUACUGAACCUUCCACUAGAAAAUUAGGACUAUUUGGACUGAAUAACAGAAUUUCAUUUACUUGAAAUAGGUAUAGCUGUACCUUACCUUACCUAUCAUCUUGUUCAGUUGUUAUUAUGCUGUGAAAUUAAAAAAAAAAUAUAUAAUAAUAAUAAAGCAAAAGUAGUAGAAUGAGAUCGAUUUUACAAUUUUUUGUAUGGCAUAUACUGUUACUCUAAAUCACGUUUUGGGAUGAGAAUAGAGUAUUGCCUGGUUCUCAAUGUUCUCCACAAAACGAAUCACAGACGUUUAAAUCCGAUGAACGAGGUGGACGAGCUCUGGUGCGCUUUGAAGAUGAUAGAGAUGUAGAAGUUACACUUCAAUGACCGUGUGUAUUACGUCUUUGGAAACUGCAAAUACUUUCAGGUUGUUGUUUUAUGAUUUCUAAAAAGUUCUCGUCUAUUGAAUGGAUAAACUGAAUAAGAAAAUGCAACUCAAUACAUUUGAUUAACUCCACUAAUAUUACUGAUAUGACGUUUAAACAUACAUAGUUCACUUUACUAGGUUAUUUUUCUGGAAAAUACGUGAAAUCUGCCCCAGAUAGUGACUUAGAGUAAAAGACAACUGCGAUGCCAAAGAAGGUUACAUGGCCGACAACAUAAAUAACAAAUUAGAACAAAAAUGGAAGUUGUGCAAAUAACUGUAUCAUAUAAAAGGUACAAAAUAAUGUAACUACCACAGAAAGUAGUACUUACGUCUAAAUGAAAUCUACCUGUUAUUUUAAAUAACUUUAGUAUUAUUAAUAUCAAUUAGAAUUAUUAUAGUGGCAAAAAUUAAUGGUAUAUUGUGUUUAUUUUAUAACUUUCACAAUAAUCGCUACGUUGCAUAAAAAUACUUCUAUCAAUUUUUUUCCUUCUAAAAUUCUGCGUAAUUUGAGGAAUGCAUGUCAUAUCCUCUAGACUGAAUUGGUUAUAAAAACUCUAAGAUUGAAACCAAAAAGCUCCAGCUUAAGUAAAACGCCAAACUGUGUUAGUUCCUCGA